CAGCCCGGAGAAGUUAAGAGGAGAGACUAGGGAGUUUAGCGGUGUUCUCUUAUCUUACACAUCAGGGUAAGAGGAUACAAAACUAUGGAGGUUAUCAGAGAUAGAAGCAGAUUUGAUUUAUAGAAGAAUUUUACUCGCAGAGGUUUAGGACAUCGCAGUUUUGGAAUAAUCGUUUUCUAACGUUUUUUCUUUUUUUUAACGUUACUUUGCAUCAUCCACUGUCGAAAAUGUCUGGUUCUGGGGUCUGGAUUAACGCAAUUUGGAUUUUACUCUUUGCCCUUUUUGACGUGGCUUUCUCAAGCUACUCUGAAGACCAGUGCAGCUGGAGAGGCAGUGGUUUGUCCCAGCAGCAGGGCAGCGUUGAGCAGAUCUCCCUCCACUGCUCUGAGGGCACACUGGACUGGCUGUAUCCCAAAGGGGCCCUGCGACUUACCCUCUCACCCCGCCUGCCCUCUGUGGCAGUGGGGCCCGGCGGCAGCAGCUCAGGCCUCAUCACGGCCUGCGUCAAGCCCUCGGAGCAGUUCCACGGAGCCCAGCUGUACCUGGAGAGAGACGGGGUCCUGGAGCUCCUGGUAGGGGACCGCCUGGAGUCCUCUCCCCCGCCGAGGGUUCGCUGCUUCAGCCGGCUACCUGGGGAGAGGGUGGCUCUCUUCCUGCAAGCUACACCUCAUCAGGACAUUAGCAGGAGGAUCGCCUCCUUCCGCUAUGAGCUGAGAGGGGACUGGACCGCUCGCCUGUCGCUGGACUCCAACCCCAUCAGCAGUGAAGAUGCCUGCAGACCCUGCAACAACACUGAGAUUCUAAUGGCCGUUUGCACCAGUGACUUUGUCGUGCGAGGUAACAUCCGGUCAGUGGUGGAAGAUGACAACCUGCGAGCAGCGGUGAUCAAGGUCAGUGCCACCCGGGUGUUCCGUCAGAAGUAUGCCCUGUUCACCGGCAACAGUCGACUGACCAGCCGAGGUGAGGUCAGGACUCUGCUGCAGUGUGGCGUCAAACCGGGGCCCGGCAGCUUUCUUUUCACCGGUCGGGUCCACUUUGGGGAGGCCUGGCUGGGCUGUGCUCCUCGCUACAAGGACUUCCAGCGGGCUUACACAAUAGCCAAAGCAGCCCAGCAGAUACCCUGUGAACUGCCUGUAGACUGAGUUAAACACUCAGCAGCAGCUUGUCUACCACUCAGAGUCGAGGCCGUACUGAAAGCCAACCAAACUCAGCCCUGUUCCAUGUUUCGGAAGAAGCCACAGCGAACAACUGUUGGCCAAUGUAGCCGAUCCACCAACGGAUAUCGUCUUCCCAAAGGACUGAGGAGUGAAAUGGACUUUUCCCAACUCCAUUUCAGUGCAAUAUGCAGUCACCGGGUCAGAAAGGACCAGGUGGAAUUGUGUUAUGAGGGACGUGGUUGAAAUGAAGAUUAUAAGCAUUUGGCAUUGGACAUUUUUUUACACACAGUGAUGCCAUUAUGCAGGUUCAGAGAAAAUCAAUUCAAGCUUUCCAUUCGGGAUAAAUUAAGUCAAGCCAUUAAUUCAGGCGUAUUGAGAGUCAUUGCUUAGAAACUCAGGAAAAUUGAUGAAAAGUUCUAUAGAAAGCUUACUGUCUAUUAGUUGGUAUCCAAGCGAGGAUGUACCUCUAGGCACCUUUUGUUCAGAAAAUGUCUGGCCAUGGGAAAGUGAUGUUUUGCUGGCUACCCCUGUACUGGGGUCAUCCUCAGUGUUACUAUUAUUAAGGAGAUUAUUAAAAAAAAGUCCUCACAAAACAAAAUGUUAGAAAAUAUAUAGAUAUAUAUUUGCACUGAUAAAGGAAAGGGAAUGAUCUGGAAAGUGUGAUGCUGCAAGCACUGAAAACCAAAUAAAAAGCAACUAUAUGUAGCAUAGUGGAGCGAUUUGAGAAUUUUAAUAUAUGUACAGAUAAUGUGAGCACAUACAGUAGUAACACAAAGCUAAGGCUACCAGAGCAGGCUUCACAGCUCAAACUAGUGCUGAAAGCACUUUCACACUCUAGCCAACAGAGAGAUUUAGCUUCUGGCAUUGCAGGCAUUAUAAGACAAAUGUGUUAUUUCAGUAGUCGUACAAUAUUUCUGCAAAAUGUAACAAAUUGGACUGUAUUUGACCUUAAAGAAAACUACUUUAAAAAGAUGUCAGGGUGGAAUUGUAGCAGUGUUGCCAAAGCAGUUAUAAGUUUUGUUGUUGUCAAGUCACCCACUGCUCUCUGCUGAAGGUGUCAUAUAUUAUCACAUAUAAGGAGAAACUAAAACCAAGAAGCUAUUUUAUGAUGUGUUAAACAAGAUAUUCACCUGUACAUAGAGAAAUAUUCCUAAAAUGAAGACAACAGCCAUUCAGAAGUGAAGUCCAGUGUUAUUAUAUGAUAUAAAAUCCUCUAACCAGCUUUUGGUGGAAAAAAAAACAAGCUAUUACAAGGCUAGCUCAACGGAAACACAUAAUAUGCAUUUAAUGUAUCAAAUUCUGUUCUGUACAGUGAUUUCAUAUCUGAUGUGCACUAUAUCACAUGCACCCCAUCAACAAGGGGGAGGGUUUCAUACCAAAUUACCAUGAUGUACUGAAGCGGUAUGUCUUAACUGAGUACACUGCCAUUGUGCUGUUUGUUAUUCUUUAUGUAAAUUCAUGUCAAUAUCAAUGUGAAUGUAAAUAUGUUAAUAAGAAAUUCUAGAAACAACAGCAUGAAAAAAGUCUGUGGAAAAAACAACAUUGUGUCAGUAUUGUGAAUUAUUUUUAUGUUUGUCUGUGUUAUUAAAAUAUACUGCAA
Molecule: messenger RNA, 2757 nt
Organism: Morone saxatilis (striped sea-bass)
Lineage: Eukaryota; Metazoa; Chordata; Actinopteri; Moronidae
Gene: metrn
Product: meteorin, glial cell differentiation regulator
Exons: 4
Coding region: 228-1142 (304 amino acids)
Biological process (GO): glial cell differentiation; positive regulation of axonogenesis
Molecular function (GO): hormone activity
Source: RefSeq, a predicted model, not a curated record